AUGCCUUUCUCAUCAUCACACCUUCUCACUUGCACAAUAAUUUAUUCCCGUCGUGACACCAAACAAAUACUGUCAAUUCGCCCCUACCUGAUUCGGGAUCGCAUUCCUCAAGUCGGUAUCCCAGUACGAUACUACGUCGGCGCUGUGAGGAUGUUCAAGCAGCGAUCCCACGACACUCAUCACGACACUCAUCGCCCGCAAAUCACAUCAAACCCGAACCAGUAUACGAUCGCUCUUUUUGGUGACAGUCUCUUUGAGCGCUUCAAGACCACCGGUAGCAAUCUUCCUAUAAACAACAAUCCAUUGAUCUUGAAUCUAGGCGUUGGUGGCGACAAGGUCCUGAAUGUGCAAUACCGUAUCGACCAAGGCCUUUUGCGCAACCUGCAGAACAACCAGCCCAAUCUCAAACUCAUGUAUAUUCAUAUGGGGAGCAACAAUCUCAAGAAAUAUGGCCUUCGAAAGAUUGAUGCGGAUGGGUACGCGACUGUGAUCAAGAACAUACGAGAUGCGCUCCCGAACGUCAAGAUUGUUAUCACUGCGUUGUUCAAGCAACGUGGUCUAGCGGACGAAAUUAUCGACGAGGCGAACCAGAUGCUUCGCGACGUAGCAUUCCAGAACCAUACUGAUUUCUUGCCUUUUGGAGACGACCAGGAGGGCAUAAUGAGCCAGGACAACGUCCAUUUGAAUGGGUUUGGGUAUGCCAAGUGGAACGCGAUCUUGGAGACGGACAUGGCAAGUAGGUAA
Fusarium venenatum is the source of this 744-nucleotide messenger RNA. The record is from RefSeq and is a predicted model, not a curated record. Lineage: Eukaryota; Fungi; Ascomycota; Sordariomycetes; Hypocreales; Nectriaceae.